GCACUUCCACAAUAGAGAAGCAGGCAACAACAUCACACAGAAGAAGCUUAAGGAACCCAGGCAUCCAUCCAUCCAUCCCCAAGCUCAAGGUUCUUUCCAAGAAUACAUACCUAGGAGAUCCAAGCUCUUGGAAACUCCAGGCUUUAUCUCUUUACCUUGAACUCUUCUUUCCCCAGAAUUUUCUGUUCUUUGUCUACUAAGUCCUGGUUACUUCUGGGUUCCAGGAUUCUUGCUUUCCAGCCACAGGAGCAGAUGAAGAUGCAGAAAAGAAACAUUCUCCUCUGUUGGUUGCUACUGCAUCUCCUACUUUUGGAAGAUGGUUCCAGUGAAACCUCAACUGCCUCUGACAUAUCUACCCGCAUGGCAACCAGCUCAACAUUCAACCAAACCACCACUGUAACAUCCAAUGCUAGAUCCAGUACAACUUCUGGAGGAACCAGUUUAAUCUCCUAUAGUGUAUCCAGAGUGAGCUCCCGUGAAAACAGCACAGUUGCCAACACUGGAUCCAGUGUGAUCUCCAACACAACUUCCAACACUACUUCCACUGCAAACUCUGGUAGGGCCAAUACAAUCUCCAGGCCUAGAACCACAUUGAACUCUGAUAGGACCAGCACAACCUUCAACCCUGCAAUCAAUUUUACCUCCAAUGGGGCCAGCACAACCUCUAACAGCAUAUCCAUUACAACCUCUGUUGAGACCAAUGCAACCCCCAACACUGCUUCCACAUCAUCUUCUAGUGAGGGCAGCAGAACUUCCAACACUGUUUCUAGUGCAACCUCUGAUGAGGUCAGCACAGCUAUCAACACUGGAUCUAGAGUGACCUCCAGUGGGUCCAGCACAACCUCUAACACUGCAUCCAUUACAACCUCUGUUAAGACCAGUGCAAUCCCCAACACCACAUCCACAUUGACUUCCAGUGAGGGAAGCAUAACCCCCAAUGCAGUGUCCAGUGCAACAUCUGAUAAGGUCAGCACAGCUAUCAACACUGGAUUCAGUGUGACCUCCAGUGGGAUGAACACAACCUCCAACCCUGGAUCAAAUGCAACCUCCAAAGUCUCUACCACACCUGCUUCAUCUGGAAUACACACAACUUUCUACAGAAUUAGUACAAGUAUUACUACUCCAGUGAAUGAGGUGAAGCCCAGUGGGUCCCUGGAGCCUUGGGAAAUCUUCCUCAUCACCCUCGUCUCAAUUGUAGUGGCUGUGGGGCUCUUUGCUGGGAUCUUCUUUUGUAUGAGAAACUACCUGUCCCUGAGAAACAUCUUAGACACAGCUUUCUACUACCCCCAUGGUACCUACCGUGGCCCAAGCCCUCCAGAGAAUCAUGCAGUCUCCCACAGGCCUAGCUGGAGCCCUAACUGGUUCCGGAGGAGACCAGUAUCCCCCGUGGCCAUGGAGAUGAGUGGAAGAUAGAAUUUCCUGAGUGGCCCCUGAGCUGGAGUGCCACAUCCUUCAGGGAGGAAGCAGACCUGAGGACCCGAGACCUGAGUUUCCUCUUAUUCCUCCCUACAAGGUCCUUCCCAGCUUUAUUCGAUUCCCUGACAUCCUUAAGAAAGAUGCUAAUUGCCCUCUUUUAACUUUACCAGAAAUGGAGAAAAGGAUAAUAUAUUGCUAAUUUAACU
Molecule: messenger RNA, 1622 nt
Organism: Ictidomys tridecemlineatus (thirteen-lined ground squirrel)
Lineage: Eukaryota; Metazoa; Chordata; Mammalia; Rodentia; Sciuridae
Gene: Muc21
Product: mucin 21, cell surface associated
Source: RefSeq, a predicted model, not a curated record